AUGCGUGGUGAUGAGAAGUUGAUAGGCGCAAUAGAUCAAGGGACGUCAAGUAGUCGUUUCUUGUUGUUCGAUCUAGCAACCGGCGAUGUGGUUGCACACCAUCAGAUCGAAGUCCGGCAGUUAUUCCCGCAUCCAGGAUGGGUGGAAAUGGACCCGAAUGAGAUGAUCAACACCGUUAAAAAAUGUAUCGAAACCGUUUGUAAGAAUCUAGAUAAACUGAAAAUUAGUCUCUCACAGAUCAAAUGCGUUGGAAUAACGAAUCAACGCGAAACCACAGUGUUAUGGGAUCGUGAAACCGGUAACCCAUUGUGCAAUGCGAUUGUAUGGCUUGAUAGUAGGACAACUGAUCUUGCUUUCAAAUAUUCGCAAAAGACACCCAACAAGUACGUUGAUUUAUCAGUCAGUGAUUGA
Messenger RNA from Anisakis simplex (herring worm), 411 nucleotides. The record is from the annotation of a GenBank genome assembly. NCBI's taxonomy places the organism in Eukaryota, Metazoa, Nematoda, Chromadorea, Rhabditida, Anisakidae.